AUGGGAGAUGGCGUAACGUUAGCAGAUUUUGAUAAUACUGAACAAGGAUUAUACAGCGAUAUACCAAAGAAACCAUCUUCAGAUUUUCUGAUUUAUCACUUUAAAGGAAUUAAUUUUCAUGAGCUUUCGAUGACUACUUUAGAUUAA
This is a messenger RNA of Cetraspora pellucida, 147 nucleotides long. The record is from the annotation of a GenBank genome assembly. Lineage: Eukaryota; Fungi; Glomeromycota; Glomeromycetes; Diversisporales; Gigasporaceae.